Messenger RNA from Perognathus longimembris pacificus (Pacific pocket mouse), 1928 nucleotides. It is a transcript of the gene Mob3a, whose product is annotated as MOB kinase activator 3A. Gene Ontology annotation, biological process: signal transduction; positive regulation of protein phosphorylation. The record is from RefSeq and is a predicted model, not a curated record. NCBI's taxonomy places the organism in Eukaryota, Metazoa, Chordata, Mammalia, Rodentia, Heteromyidae. Bases 349 to 1002 code for a protein of 217 amino acids. The transcript has 5 exons. Gene Ontology annotation, molecular function: protein kinase activator activity. Gene Ontology annotation, cellular component: cytoplasm; nucleus.
CGGCAGGGGCGGGGCUUCAGACUUGUCCUUCCGCGGGCGUGUCCCUCCGCUGGUCUACGGCCAAGGAGGGUGACGGGAAAGUGGCGAGGCGGGAACCCGGAGUGCUAGGCUGUCGGCGGCUGCUGUUAGUUUCCAAGAGCCUUCUGUCUCAUCUGUCCUGGGGAAGACCAGCAAAGGAAGAGAUUUUGAGAAGCUGUUAGAAAUACAUUAAGAGGAUUGAAGUGGAAAGGAACCUAGAAAAGAUCCCAGGAGAGAGCACAGGCCCAGUGAGAUUCUAAAGGCCUUUGGAGUGACAACUCAGGUCUCCAUCCUGCCCUUGAGGUGACCCCAAUAAUAGGUGCUGUCAAAAUGUCCAACCCCUUCCUAAAACAAGUCUUCAACAAGGACAAGACCUUCCGACCUAAGCGCAAGUUUGAGCCAGGCACACAACGCUUUGAGCUACACAAGAAAGCACAGGCAUCAUUGAAUGCAGGGCUGGACCUGCGGCAGGCUGUGCAGCUGCCCCCUGGCGAGGAGCUCAAUGACUGGGUGGCUGUGCACGUGGUGGACUUCUUCAACCGUGUCAACCUCAUAUAUGGCACCAUCAGUGACGGCUGCACCGAGCAGUCCUGCCCCAUCAUGUCUGGGGGCCCCAAGUAUGAGUACCGCUGGCAGGAUGAGCAAAGGUUCCGGAAACCCACUGCGUUGUCGGCACCCCGGUACAUGGACCUGCUCAUGGACUGGAUCGAGGUACAGAUCAACAACGAAGACAUCUUCCCCACCAACGUCGGCACACCAUUCCCCAAGAACUUCCUGCAGGCUGUGAGGAAGAUCUUGUCUCGGCUCUUCCGUGUUUUUGUGCACGUCUACAUCCACCACUUUGACCGCAUCGCCCAGAUGGGCUCCGAGGCCCACGUGAACACCUGCUACAAGCACUUCUACUACUUUGUCACUGAGUUCAACCUUAUUGACACCAAGGAGCUGGAGCCCCUGAAGGAAAUGACCUCUCGGAUGUGCCACUAAGAGCCUAGGAUGUCCCGGCCUUGGAAACAUCUUUGAGAUAUCCAGCCAAGCCACUGUGAGGCCAUUAGGAGUCCAGUGGUGACUAUGGAUCCUCCUUUUCUUCCUGGAGCAGCUGCCACAGGUCCUUACCACCUCCCUGAGCCCUGACUCCUGGGCUUUCAGCAGGGAGUCUGAACUUGAACUCUGCAGUGUUCUGUGCUCUCACCAAUGGGAAACCCACUGUGUCCAUAAACCACAUCACCACAGGAGGUGAGGGAGCUCCACCUCCCCUCAGCCCCCGUGGCCCUUCUCAGACUUGUGCCCCGCUCCCACUCUCUGGCCCCAUCCUGACUUCGAACCUUGCACCUGCAACUCAGCCUCCUGCUCUAGAGCUUCUAUGGCCCACUAACAGCUGUAGAUGACUUUUCCAGAGGUACAGCUGGGCUGCAGUGCCCCCCUCCUUACAUCCCCUCUACUUCCCUUAACAUCCCUACAGCAUUCCGCUGCCCAGGGCUGGGACUGCAGCCCCUGGGUCAUGUCCUUGGGCACCUUCCCCUGUUACAGAUUUCAUUUUUAUACAGUCUUGCUUAUAAACAUCUUGAGAUAUUUUUGCUAGUGCUAGUGCAGUAUGCUACUCAGGAGCUGAGAUUUGAGGAUCAUGGUUUAAAAAGCCAACCCUGGAUAGAGAAAUCCUUCAUCUCUAACCAGCAGAAGGCCAGAAGUAGAGGUGUAGCUCUAGUAUUACAAGCACCAGCCUUGAGUGAAAAAGCUAAGGGACAGUGCCCAGUCCCUGAGUUCAAGCCCCAGUACUGGCACCAAAAAAACAUAUAUUCAUUUUCAUACAGUCUUGCUUACAACCAUCUUGGCCUGUUUUUGUUUUUGUUUUAAUGUUUUUGCCAGGUGCUAGUGGCGCAUGCCUGUAAUCCUACCUAAUCAGGAGGCUGAGA